AUGUCUGAGAUAACCCUAACCGGAUUCGAGGGGGUACCAAUUACAGUACCUACCCGCCUCUUCAUUGAUAACAAAUUUGUCGCCUCGAGUGGCGGCUCCACGAUUGAAUUGGAGAGUCCGCUUACCGGUUGUCGCCUGGCGACGGUGUCUGCAGCCCAGAUUGACGAUGUCGACCGGGCUGUGCAAAGCUCAACGGAUGCCUACGCAGUUUGGAAAGAGAAGAGCCCGAGUGUGAGAAGAACGCUGCUCCAUCGGCUAGCUGAUCUGGUCGAGAGAGACGCGUCCUUAUUCGCCUCACUAGAGGCCAUUGAUGCAGGAAUCCUUUAUCAAGACUCUAUGCAGUUGAAUGUUCAACAAGCAGUCGAGAAUCUGAGAUAUUUCGCCGGAUGGGCAGAUAAAGUCGAUGGACUGACAUUGUCAAUCCCCGAUGGCAUGGCCUAUACAAGACGAGUGCCAAUCGGGGUCUGCGCGGCCAUUAUACCAUGGAAUGCUCCUCUGAUGAUUACCAUGUGGAAGCUCGCUCCUGCUCUAGCAGGCGGCAAUACCAUUAUUAUCAAGACCCCGGAAAUGUGCCCUCUAUACGGACAGAAGCUUGCGCAGCUCAUUGUGGAGGCAGGUUUUCCUCCAGGGGUUGUCAACAUCCUCUGUGGGCUUGGUCACGUAGCCGGCGCGGCUCUCUCAGAACACAUGGGGGUGAGGAAGAUCUCUUUCACCGGCAGUCCUGGUGUCGGUAGGCAGAUCAUGGCCGCAGCAGCGCGAACAAACUUGAAGAAAGUGACGCUUGAGCUGGGUGGAAAGGGGCCAUCUAUUGUUUUCGAUGAUGCAGACUGGGAGAAUGCCCUGUUUUGGACAAGUCUUGGGAUAACCAUCAAUAAUGGGCAAGUGUGCGUCGCCGGCAGUCGUAUUUAUGUCCAACACACAAUCUACGAUCGCUUCGUCGAGGAGUUUGCCAAACGGAUUAGAUCAUUUGUGCAUGGAGAUCCGCUAUUAGGCGCAACGACGAAAGGGCCCCUUAUCAAUCGUACACAGCUGGAUAAAGUCCUCUCUUUCGUUGAAGUAGGGAAAAACUCGGGGGCAAGGCUCGUCAGCGGCGGAGAACAGUUGGCUGGAAAAGGCUACUUUGUAGCCAACACGGCUUUCGCAGAUGUAUCGCAUGACGCCGAGAUUAUGAAGGAAGAGAUCUUCGGCCUCCUAGCCUGUGUCGCUUCUUUCGAAAACGAAGACGAGGUUAUUGCCAAAGCUAAUGACUCCGUUUAUGGUCUAGGUGCAGCCGUGUUCACUACAGAUUUGAACAAGGCGUUCCGCAUUACGGAAGCAAUAGAAGUAGGACAGAUCACGGUAAACAGUUGGGGUGCAUUGCACGCCAACACACCAUUCGGCGGUGUAAAGGAAAGUGGCUUUGGGCGAGACAUGGGCAAAGAAGCAAUCGAUGAGUGGACCUCGGUCAAGACUGUCAAGUGGAGUAUUCUGGGAAGCCAUUAG
Clonostachys rhizophaga is the source of this 1482-nucleotide messenger RNA. The record is from the annotation of a GenBank genome assembly. NCBI's taxonomy places the organism in Eukaryota, Fungi, Ascomycota, Sordariomycetes, Hypocreales, Bionectriaceae.